CGUCGUCGUCCUCGUCACGAGCAGAGUCGUUACAAGAGCCGUGGUUUCGAAUGCUGGCGGUCCCCAAUUCCCACGAGCUGCGGUCCUAGGGGCACAACGGUAGCCGGUGAGAAAAGGCAGUCAGGAUUUCGCAGCGCCUUUUUGAUUGUGAAGAUCCUGGUAAUGUCGUGGAGGGCUUCACGGAACCGGUGCAACGUUGAUGUGAAAGCGAGGAUGGAUGAUGCUGAACAGUAAAUGUUUCGAGAACUUGCAUCGGUGGGGGGUUAUUUUUUCUUGGAAAGGAGGAUUUUCAGACUCCAGGCUGGGAUUGCGCCCAUUCUGCCAACUCAGAUCGCGUUGAUUGAUUUUCCUAGGUGGUGAGACGCGUUCAAGGGUGAUGCUUCUAGAGCGUAGCGGCAGUUACCAUAGUCUAGGUCGAGCUUAGUGCGGACAUUGCGACUUCCGAUGCUGCCCUGCAGUUAGGGUUACAGGGAAAGAGACAAGCUCGACAAGGGUUGUAUUGAUUUUGCGAAGACAGAAUUGGGUUGUCUUCGAGAACAGAGGCGGAGAAAUUUACGUGUUUGACGAGAGAUUGCUCAAGGGCUUUUGUGUGUUUGUGUGUGUGUGCUAGGAUUUCGAGGUAGGAUCCAGUUACUGUAGGGGUUUCGAGGGGGUUGAGAUUUUGAAGUGCAACAGGGAGUUAUGGCGAAGCGCGAUGGUGAGAAUUUGGGUCCAUCUACUGGUAGCGGUGUGCAAGGUGAGACUCAACUGGGAAUACCGUAUGUGUAUCCUGGUCCGGCAGUCGGGUACCCAGCGCCUGUAAUGACCAAUGCCCCACAGCCACAAAUGCCACCUCAGUAUUACACGCAGCCGAAUCCUUACACGGCGGGCAUGCGGCCCCCGAUUGCGAUCUAUGGUGCUCCUCCUCCUGGGAUGGGGUUACAGGAGACUUUCUACGCGGAUACGCCCGCACCUUUCGAGUGCCCUCACUGUGGCAAACCUGGUCUCACGAAUGUCAGGUCAUCGCUCAGCCUUGCAGCUUGGAUUGCAUGCCUGACGACCGUAUGUGGGUUCUGCUUCCUCACCCGUUCCUGUGACUGCUUGUGGCACAAACAACACUACUGCAACGGUUGCGGUCAGAAGGUGGCGGAGUUCCGAAAGGAUGAUCCAUGCAUCAUUGCAGAUCCUCCACACUGGACUGAGCCUAGUUAUGCUGUACCCGCUUGAGGCCUGAGCAUUUUCCUGCAUUGAACAUCCAAUUUCUCCACAACUUUUCUUCUUCCACGUGUGAAAGGUUUCCUUAGUGUUUUUUUGUAGCCAUGUCUCUGCCUUGUUCUGUGUGCAAAUGAUCAUGACAGAUUACAAGAUAAUUUUGCAUUAUAAAUUUACCAUAUUCUUAUGUACAUAGCGAUAGACCAGUUUGUUGGGAAUUUGAGUGCUUUUUUAAAAAAUAAAUUCUUUGCUCUCCAGUGAAUAAAGUCUCCACAGUACUAUGUGUGAGCUUUAAUAGUGGAAUUCAUUCUCCUUGCUUUGCAGUCUAAGGAAACCUCCGAAUUUUAUGGAAGCCGACUCAGGGAUUUAAAAAGUUUGUGUCGUUAUGAUACUUAAUAAUUGUAAACAUUGUAAAUUUUUUUUUCUCAACAUAAACAUCAUCUUUCCUGUU
Messenger RNA from Physcomitrium patens, 1642 nucleotides. Its product is annotated as GSH-induced LITAF domain protein. The record is from RefSeq and is a predicted model, not a curated record. Lineage: Eukaryota; Viridiplantae; Streptophyta; Bryopsida; Funariales; Funariaceae. Gene Ontology annotation, molecular function: zinc ion binding.